AUGUCUGUGGAGGUCCCAAAACUCUAUCAUCCUAGUGGGAGAAGUCUUACUGAAUAUUUCUGGAACAGUUCAUCCUCACUCGUCGUAGAAACAUCAUCACUUAUGCAAGACGCUACAAUUAGUGUUGUCAGUGAAUUAUCAGAAGAGUCAUUUUCAUUUACUGUCUCUUUUACUAACAGUAUAGAAGCAACGGAAUCAUUAUCAGAAACAGCGUCCUCAACUGACGAAACAAACCACCCCCCCUCCCUUGAAACAACUCAGUUCUCUGGCUCGACAUUUUAUUACACUGAAACAGUUGAACAACUUACAGAAACACUGAAAUAUUCCAGUAAUUCACUAGAUAAUUUAGAUCUAUCAAAUUUUGACUCAUACACAGAUUCUGUUACAUCUUCCUCAACACUACCUGAGACAACAUUAAUAGGUGAUAUCUCAAUGGAAUUAACUGACAAUUUUAGCGAAUCUGUGAGUACAUACACCAACUAUGAAGAACUAAUACCCACCAACGAGAUGCCGUCUCACACAAAUUCUGAUAUCGGUGGCACUAUCGAGCCAUCGUUUACCUCAGUAAUCAAAAUGGAUAAAUCUGUUCUUGUAGUAAAUACUAAAUCUCUUCAAACUGUGCACACAUCAGAAUUUCCCACCUUAUAUCCUCCAAAACAAUCAAAAUAUAUUCCAGUGUGCCCCUGUGGAUGUGUGUCUAGAGUUAUAAUUGGUGAAAAUAAAGGAGAUCGAAUCCAAGAACUUGUGGAAGACCUGACAUUAGAUAAGAGAAAUUUAUCAAGUACUUUACAUAGCUUAUCUUCUAUAGAAGAUGACAGACCUAGUGCUCAGACCCUUGGUUACUCGUUAAAUAAGUUAAAUAAGUUAAAUUUUUCCACUGAUGAAAAGUAA
Molecule: messenger RNA, 891 nt
Organism: Lottia gigantea (owl limpet)
Lineage: Eukaryota; Metazoa; Mollusca; Gastropoda; Lottiidae
Exons: 2
Coding region: 1-891 (296 amino acids)
Source: RefSeq, a predicted model, not a curated record